UGUCGACAAAAUGAAUUCACUUCUAACGGAUGAAACAAAGUUCCAAAAGCUUAGCAACCUGACAGAUAUAGACGGAAAAGCUGAAAAGAAGUUAACCAACACGCUUAAGGAGCUGAGAAAAAGUGGAGUAAUCUCAGAGGAAGCCUACAACCGUCUUGAAACCUACUGGAAGUAAUACCUCACGACUGUAUGGUUUGCCCAAAGUACAUAAACAAGGACUUCCUCUUCGCCCAGUCCUAGAUAUGUCUAAUUCCACCUACCAUGGAGUGGUAAAUUGGUUAGGUGAACUCCUCCAACCGUUACACAAGAUGGUAGUAAAUCAUAGUGUUAAAGACGUUUUUGAAUUUAUUGCUAACGCGGAUGAUAUCAAUGUAAAUGGGAAGCAAAUGCUGUCCUUAGAUGUAGCAUCACUGUUUACCAAUGUACCACUUAUGGAGACUGUUGAAUUCAUAUGCCAACAGACACUAAGAAAACAGUUCGACAUCGGAAUUCCAGUUAUUAGUCUAAAGAGUUGCUUUUAUGAUGUACUGUGGAUGUACCCUUCACAUUCAACAACAUUUACUACAGACAAAUCGACGGCAUUGCCAUGGGUUCUCCAUUGGGGCUAUUUUUGGCAGAUUUCUUUCUUGCUAAGGUUGAAAAUGGUCCAUUGAAUCAAGUAAUAGAAAAAACUCAUUCUUAUUUUCGAUAUGUUGAUGAUACGUUUAUUAUUCUUGAUGUGAAAGCUGACAAGAAUGAAAUGUUAAAAAAGUUUAAUGAUGCACAUCCAUCACUCAUCUUCACUUGUGAAGGAGAACAUGAUGGUAGACUACAUUUCUUGGACGUCCAAUUGAGCAGAAGAGAGGAUGGUUCACUCAAGGGAGAGGUCUAUAGAAAACCUACAUCUGUAGGACAGUAUACACACAUUUCCUCAGUUUUGUAUUAAUUCGAUACAAAGUCAAUUUGGUCAGAUGCCUCCCGAAUAGAGCAAGACGUAUC
Messenger RNA from Trichobilharzia regenti, 978 nucleotides. The record is from the annotation of a GenBank genome assembly. NCBI's taxonomy places the organism in Eukaryota, Metazoa, Platyhelminthes, Trematoda, Strigeidida, Schistosomatidae.